Toxoplasma gondii ME49 is the source of this 1110-nucleotide messenger RNA. RefSeq names its product SAG-related sequence SRS48K (gene SRS48K). Gene Ontology annotation, cellular component: membrane. The transcript is spliced from 3 exons. The record is from RefSeq and is a predicted model, not a curated record. The coding region runs from base 1 to 1110 and encodes 369 amino acids. Lineage: Eukaryota; Apicomplexa; Conoidasida; Eucoccidiorida; Sarcocystidae.
AUGGCGGGCAGAGUCUCUGGAGCUGUCUGUGGCGUGAAGGCCCUUCGAUCAGCAGUUCGCGCUGCAGUGGUCAUCGGCCUGUUGUGUUUGUCAGGAGGUGUGAUGGCAACGGAAGACACAAGUGAUGUUGCAAUGUGCGCAACGGACAAGAAGCAGACCGUGGUCUCUGUGGCGCUAAAGAACAAGGAUGCUACUGUCAAAUUUGCAUGCCCAGAGAAGUCUGUUGUGUUUCCGGCUUUUCAAGAACCAUCGGGGGCAGCUCAGUUCUGUAAGGACUCGUGGUGCACCGCUCAGGCACCUAUGGGUGAGGCAUUUACAAUCGCGCACAACAAGCCGGCGGCGCAACAGAAAGACCCCAAGAAAGAACAAAAAUUGGAAAACCUGAAUGUCUACACAGUCGCCAUGAAGAAACAAGACUUAACAUCAUCGACACUGUAUUUCCAGUGCAGGCCGGAGAAAGAACCAGUCGAGGCGCGGAUCGACACCCCAGGAGGAAUGUUCGAUCCGAAAACGACGAAGUGUGUGAUUCAAGUCGCCGCCUACGGUUCGAAGCCUGCCGCGGAGGCAGCAACAGAAGAGGAGUGUAAACUGAACGAUGGGCUAUCUGCGACCCUGAACACCAGUUCGACGUCGUUCACAUUCCGCUGCCCGGAGGGUUCGAGACUGCUGCCCGUUAACUUUGACAAGGCUUACGAAGGUCGUGCAUGCACGAAGAAAAGGUCAAUCGCUCGGAUGGGUUUGGGUGCUUCCCUCUUGGAAGGGAUAUCUGCCACGUCAGUUACCACGGCGCUACCAUCCUCAACAGAAGCCUCAACAGUCUCUUCGUCCGGUGGGGAAAAUGUGGCUGCACAGACCCCUGUAAAAGUGUUGCCUGCCUACACGUUUUCUGUCUCUGAGUUUCCGGAAAAAGAUGUGCAUGUGUGCUACUACUGUGUGAAAGACGAUGUUAAGAAGCAGGAAAUUGAUGCUCGUGACGAAGUUUGCAAAGCUCUCAUUGAGGUCAAAGGAGUGCCCAAACCGGACCACGCAGCCUCGAGCGCGAUGAUGUUCAAUUACUGUGAGAAAGUGGUGUCCCUGUUUGUGAACAUUCUCGACUGUGCUGUCCGCUGA